Messenger RNA from Dendroctonus ponderosae (mountain pine beetle), 1618 nucleotides. RefSeq names its product spermine oxidase. Bases 132 to 1583 code for a protein of 483 amino acids. The transcript has 7 exons. The record is from RefSeq and is a predicted model, not a curated record. Lineage: Eukaryota; Metazoa; Arthropoda; Insecta; Coleoptera; Curculionidae. Gene Ontology annotation, molecular function: polyamine oxidase activity.
AACACUGCGUAAACAAAUCGAGCAUUAUGCAAUAGAACUUCCAGAUAAGCGCACGCUAUUUCGAGCUAAAAGCGAUAAAAACGAACAAAAACAAUGAAAGAUUCAGUGAUUAUUAAACAGGCGGAUGCAGCAUGUCGGCCAAAGGACCGAAAAUCCUAAUAAUCGGAGCGGGAGCUUCUGGAAUUGCAGCAGCAGUGAAGCUCUUUGAGCACGGAAUUUGCAAUAUCACCAUUCUGGAGGCGGAAAAUCGCAUUGGAGGUCGAGUAUGCUCAGUGGAGUUUGGAGGAACUUUUGUAGAUAUCGGCGGGCAGUGGGUGCAUGGAGAGAAGGGCAAUGUGGUUUACGAAAUGGUCAAAGACCUGGACCUGCUCAGUCCAUCCCAGUUGCCCCAGGAUCCAGGAAUGUCAUUUUUUCUUCCAGAUGGAACUGCACCGGAUAAAUCCCUGUCAGAUCAACUGUUUGCUUUAGCCAUUGCUGUGAAGGACGACCAAGAAUGCGCAAGGAACCAUGGAGGAACGUUUGCAGACUAUUUCACUGCAGAAUACAACCAAAGGGUGCAAGAAAAGUUCCGUGGAAACCCCAGCGCUCUGGACUUAGCCAAUUUAGUGGCUGCGUGGUUUCAAAAGUUCAUGGUGCUUCUGAACCCGGCAGAAUGUUGGAACCAACUGUCCGUUACCAGCCACUACGUUUUCCAGGCUUGCGAAGGCGACCAGAUGUUGGGGUGGCGAAAUAGAGGCUACAAAACUAUCCUGGAUGUCCUCACUAAAAAAAUCCCGGACGCUUCCAAACAGCUGCCCAUAGAAAGCAGAACGAUCCUCAAUAAAGAAGCAGUACAAAUCGACUGGGGCGAAGCCCCAGUUAAAGUGGAAUGCUCAGAUGGGUCCACUUUUAAAGCCGAUCACGUUAUUCUUACGGCUUCAGUUGGCGUCCUUAAAGCCAGCUACAAACAUCUCUUUAGGCCGGCUUUGCCCGAUUUUAAGGUUAACUCUAUAGAAGGAGUGCCGCUGGGAACAGUUGACAAGAUUUUGCUGAAAUUUCCCCGCAAAUGGUGGCCAGACAAUGUGAAAGACAUCAGCUUCUUGUGGGCGGAAGAAGAGAGAAUGGAACUGAUCAAAGAACUUCCUGAAGGGCCGGAAGUGAAUGGAAGAUCUUGGCUAGAGAACCUAUUCAGUUUCAUUGCAAUCGACACCCAUCCAAGCACACUGUUGGUUUGGAUAAACGGACCGACUGCCAAGCUGGUAGAGCUCCUUCCCGAUGAAACCAUCAUUGAAGGUUGUAUGUCUAUGUUGCGCAAAUUUGCAGGAAAACAGUUCGAAAUUCCUGAACCUGAUGGUAUCAUACGUUCCCGCUGGGGAAAUAAUCCGCAUUUCAGAGGCUCCUACGCAUAUGUGAGCGCAGAAAUGGAGCGGCGACAAGCCAGCGCCGAAGACCUAGCAAAACCUUUAACAGUGAAUGGAAAACCUGUGGUGUUGUUUGCGGGCGAAGCGACCCACAAGUCUCGUUUUUCCACUGUGAAUGGCGCCAUUGAAACAGGACAUCGGGAGGCAGACAGGAUUAUAAGUUUAUAUGGAAAAACUGUGUAAAUUCUAAAUAAAAUCGGUCCUGCUUUUAUUGAAAA